Molecule: messenger RNA, 879 nt
Organism: Calliphora vicina (urban bluebottle blowfly)
Lineage: Eukaryota; Metazoa; Arthropoda; Insecta; Diptera; Calliphoridae
Product: chymotrypsin-2-like
Exons: 3
Coding region: 1-837 (278 amino acids)
Biological process (GO): proteolysis
Molecular function (GO): serine-type endopeptidase activity
Source: RefSeq, a predicted model, not a curated record
AUGAAGUUCAUCAAGUUAGUUUUUGUUUUUGCAGCUCUUCAAAUAGUCAAUGGCAAUGCAAUUGUUACCCAAAACAAUAAUACUGAACGCAUUGUCGGUGGUCGCGAUAUACCCAAGGGCCAAUUUGUACCCUAUCAAGUUUCCUUACAAUACUACACACAAUCCAAUAAUUACAAGCACUAUUGCGGAGGUUCCAUUAUAUCCAAAAAUCUAGUUCUAACAGCAGCACACUGUUGUAAAGGUCUUAAAGUGCACCGAAUGUUCGUUAAAGCUGGUGUUCGUGAUUUAAGCGAAUCACAAGGUAAACGUUAUGCUGUACAACACUAUCAGAUCCAUCCAAAUUACAAAGAAUUUGAAUCGAGCGAUAUAGCAAUUAUAAAAAUUGACAAUAAUUUUGAUUUAAACAAUAUUAGUGUGGCCGCUAUUGAUGUGGUUAGUCCAAAAAGAGUUGUGAGUAAUGUGGAAGUAACUUUAACCGGUUGGGGUCUUCGUUUACCCAUUGAAUUGCCCAUAUUUCAAAAUCAAUUGCAAACUUUGAACUUUCCAACGGUAUUGCAAACGAUGAGCUAUAAUACAAUAUCGGAUAAGGAGUGCCGUAGUAAGGGUAUAGAUCGUUUGUCGAAAACGGAAAUAUGUGCUCAAGGAUUUUUGCUGAAAGGUGCUUGUGUGGGUGAUUCCGGUGGACCUUUAGUAAGAUAUAUCGGCAAUAAACUGCAACAAGUGGGUGUAGUAUCAUACGGCUUCUUUGUAUGUGGUGUGUUUGAUGUACCUGAUGUUUAUACAAGAGUUUCGGAGUUUUCAGAUUGGUUGCAACAAAAUAUAGCCAGAAAUUCCUAAUAAUGCAAAUGAUUUAAAUUAAUAAAUAAAAAAUAUAUUAAA